Odocoileus virginianus texanus is the source of this 1166-nucleotide messenger RNA. RefSeq names its product transmembrane protein 267 (gene TMEM267). The record is from RefSeq and is a predicted model, not a curated record. NCBI's taxonomy places the organism in Eukaryota, Metazoa, Chordata, Mammalia, Artiodactyla, Cervidae.
AGGAGGAUGGAGAGGGUAUAGGGGGCGGGGCCGCCGUUCGCGUCGCAGGCUUGCUUCAGCGGGCGGAGCAGAUGGUGCUUGCCUUUGGUCCUCAGCGAGAAACGGACUGUAUGGACGCCGCGAAACUACGUCCUGAGGUGCGAGGCGGAAGCGGGGACCACUUGGACCUGAAAGGCUAGAAGAUCCAGGUUCCCGGUGGGGAAGGCGUGUCGGGGCGUCAGGCACACGGGACCCGGGAGCAGAUCACUUUAAAUUUGGAUCACCAUUUAAACACUUUAAGUGAUCUUUUCUUGUUUUAUUUUGCUCAUGACACUUUAUUAGCUACCUGGUCAUUUUUGUAUCUGAAUUCAUCAAGUAAAAUAUAUGGAUGACUGGGAAUGUACACGAGAACGAGCUGUUUGUUUUGUGAUGGCUUUCAGCAUAUGCUGACAUACUGUUCUGCGAUGGCAUCGGAGACUGAGAAGUCUCAUGCUUUACUCCAGUCGUGCAGCACUGAAUCUCUUCUUUCCAGCCUUGGUCUGGGCUUAUUCUGCGCAGUAGCUGACAGACUUCUUCAGUUUCCCAUAAUUCAACAAAAUGCCUGGCUUCGUGCACUUUCAGAUAACUCAGUACACUGCGUGAUUGGCAUGUGGUCAUGGGCAAUAGUCAUUGGAAUCAGGAAGAAGACUGACUUUGGAGAAAUCAUUUUAGCUGGGUUUUUAGCCUCUGUUAUUGAUAUAGACCACUUUUUGCUAUCUGGAUCCCUGUCUUUAAAGGCUGCUCUGAGUCUUCCACGACGCCCUUUCCUUCACUGUUCUACUGUGAUACCCACUGUGGUUCUGACCCUAAAGUUUACAAUGCACUUUUUCAAGCUCAAAGACUCAUGGUGCUUUCUUCCCUGGAUGUUAUUUAUAUCAUGGACCUCACACCACAUCCGAGAUGGAAUUCGCCAUGGCUUGUGGAUAUGCCCAUUUGGAAAAACUUCUCCUUUGCCAUUUUGGCUUUAUGUAAUAAUCACGUCAUCUCUACCUCACAUCUGUUCAUUCGUUAUGUAUUUCACAGGGACCAGACAAAUGAUGUCUUCAAAACAUGGAAUUCAUAUUGAUGUGUGAGAUAACCACAUGGCAGUCUUUGAGAACCACUGGUUGAGACGAUGACAACCAACAUUAAAAUGAAUUUAAAACACA